AUGAACUCGCAUGAACCAAAGCCUACAAUCUUCACUAAUGGCCAUCACAAGCCUGUGCAUAAGUUCAAUGAUGCGCACAACCAGCUCGGAACUCCUUACAAGAUCCCCUCUCGCUCGAAUUCGCUCCAUGGCCAUCGUGAGAUGGCUCAUAGAUCAACCGACAGUCUUCCGCUUCAAAAAUCCUCCAAACCUUUCCAUGAGUCACCCUUGCACAAUUCCAUGACAGAGGCCAUGAGCAUUAUGCAACGCCAGGUUAAAUCCGAACAUAACUCGCCCUCCCUUGGGCCGACCAGACUAGCAAACGUGGAUCCGUCAAUACAGGAUCUGGCAAUCCCGAGUUUUGAUCCAAAUGCCUACUCGUAUUCUCCCUUUGCCACUCAGACACCUCCGACCCAGGCGAAUAGCUUGCAAAGCAGCCAGAACACUAGCCAGCAGGAUUUGACACUACCCGAGCGCUUUCCGGAAAGUUGGUUCAUGACCUACGAACAAGCUCACGAUUAUGAACCUCCACCGGGGUCGCGAUAUACCGACUUCUCGGCAGUGGACUGGUCGACGUUCAAUCUCGACCCGAAUACACAAGCGUACAACAAUAGUAGUCAGAGCAAUUCUCCGUAUCUGGCCCAACAGCAACAGCCUCAAUUCCAGCCCUUUGACCUGUCUUCUCGGAUCAACAAUGUGGGUAUCACCCCUUCGAGCGGGGACGUGUCGGAGGUGGACGAUCAGUCGCCUCCGUCCCAUCUGCCAAUGAGUGCGCAACCUUUGAGGCGUGACUUUAACACCCUCGCUGGGGAUGAUCUUUCCGACCCUCAACGCUUGAGCUCCGCAUCGUCGUAUUACGGAACUCCCCAAGCCAGCAUGUUGGCCAGCGACAACUUGGGGGCUCUUGACAUUGACGAGUACAUCAAGCAAGCGGAAGCCGAAACGAAACGAAUGCAAAUGCAGCAACAACUUGCUCAGAUGCAGAUGAGCCAGCACCAACCACAGGAUGCACAAUCAUCAUCCCGGUUAUCCAGCGUGAGUCGCGGAAUCACCCCGAGUGUCUCGACGCCGGGCAGCACUACGGCCUUGAAUGGUGAGCACCCGUACACCAUCCGCGAGGCACAGCGGUACGCUCAUAUGGAUUCCCUAUCAAAUAUGUCCCUGAUCGACACCAAACCCAAUCUCCCGCAGCCUGUCGCAAUGGUAGAUGACCCGGCGUGGUCUGUAGCUCCGGACAUGUCGAAUCCGGAACUGUCUUUGGACGAUGCCCAAGAAGCUGAAGAUUGGGUGCGAUGA
Molecule: messenger RNA, 1275 nt
Organism: Exophiala dermatitidis NIH/UT8656
Lineage: Eukaryota; Fungi; Ascomycota; Eurotiomycetes; Chaetothyriales; Herpotrichiellaceae
Exons: 1
Coding region: 1-1275 (424 amino acids)
Source: RefSeq, a predicted model, not a curated record